This is a messenger RNA of Drosophila grimshawi, 2277 nucleotides long. It is a transcript of the gene Patsas, whose product is annotated as probable protein S-acyltransferase 23. The annotation marks the transcript as partial. Gene Ontology annotation, cellular component: Golgi membrane. Lineage: Eukaryota; Metazoa; Arthropoda; Insecta; Diptera; Drosophilidae. The transcript is spliced from 2 exons. Gene Ontology annotation, biological process: protein palmitoylation. Gene Ontology annotation, molecular function: protein binding; palmitoyltransferase activity. The record is from RefSeq and is a predicted model, not a curated record.
AAAUCCAACAAAAUUGCACACCUACUGGAAAAUCCGUUGCACCACCAACCACCGCUAUCGGGUGGCACAGCGGAACGUCUUGGCGUAGAAUUCGAUUUCUACAACGUGGCCUCCAGCAAGGUACACCCCAGUCCGGGGGCAGCGCGCAGUGUUUGGGCGCUGCCCCUAACGGCCUCCUCGUCUUGCAACAUGGAAGAAGAUGGCCAUGCACAUGCCGACAUCGAUAUCGACAUCGAUCAUCGGCCCCAUUCGCCGCCCGGAGCCAAUAGUGUCGCCAACAAUGGGGAUGGGAAUGAGCACGACAGCAAUAUGUUGUUGUUUGAGGGCUUGGAUGGUGCCACCGUAAAUCUAGAUGAUAUUUUUGAUAUUAUCAAGAAUGGUGAAGUUAGUGAAGUGGAAAAUCUGGUGGAGAAAUUCGGCAUGGAAUGCUUGUCGGCUAGGGAUCGUCAUGGUUACACGCCCGCUCAUUGGAUUGCUCUGAACGGGAAUGUGCAGCUGAUGCGGUAUUUAAUUGAACGCACUGCGCCCAUUGAUCUGCCGUGUUUGGGCACCCAGGGACCGCGGCCCAUACACUGGGCCUGCCGCAAGGGCCACGCCUCAGUGGUGCAGGUGCUGCUCCAAGCUGGUGUGGCCGUAAAUGCAGCGGAUUUCAAGGGAUUAACACCACUGCAUUUGGCUUGUAUGUAUGGACGCACUGCAACUGCUGCCUAUCUGCUGGGCAUGGGUGCGCUCAACAAUCUGACGGAUAUCAAUGGCGACACGGCGCUCCAUUGGGCGGCCUACAAGGGACAUGGUGAUCUGAUGCGUCUGCUCAUGUAUUCGGGCGUGGAGCUGCAGAAGACGGAUAACUUUGGAUCGACACCGCUGCAUCUGGCCUGUUUGUCCGGCAACAUUAACUGUGUGCGGCUGUUGUGCGAGAAAUCCCAACUGGAUCUGGAGCCGCGAGAUAAGAAUGGCAAGACACCGAUUAUGCUGGCACAGGCACAUCAACAUCAGGAUGUGGUGCGACUGCUGUACGGUGAGGUGAAGAAGAAGUCACGCUGGAUACCCUCCGUAUCGGAAAGUUGGGGCUGGCUCUUUGGCGGCGCUGGCGACUCCAAGGGUCCACUCUUUCUCUUCCUCUUCUCGGUACUGCUCUGGGGCUAUCCCAUGUAUAUGAUACGUGCCAUUCCGAUCACUUGGAAUAUAUUGAGACGAUCGCAUUAUUGCUUCAUCUAUUGGAAUGUGGUCAUGUGGGUAAGCUGGGCCAUUGCCAAUCGUCGUGAUCCUGGCUACAUUCCGUUGAGUUCGGAUGCCUAUUAUCGAGCCAUCAAACAGAUUCCGUACUUUGACAAGCUGAAGAAGCGGAAUGUGAUGCUCACCCGGCUGUGCCACAGCUGCCGCUGUCUGCGUCCGCUGCGCGCCAAGCAUUGCCGGGUGUGCAAUCGUUGCGUCUCCUACUUUGAUCAUCAUUGUCCUUUUAUCUACAAUUGCGUCGGUUUGCGCAAUCGCAUGUGGUUCUUCCUGUUCGUCCUUUCGGUCGCUGUCAAUUGCUCCUUUACCAUUUAUUUUGCCUGCUAUUGCGUCAUGAUCGAGGGAUUCACAUUGCUCUAUGUGCUGGGCCUGAUUGAGGCUGUCGUUUUCUGUGGUCUUGGUUGGAUACUCACAUGCACUUCGAUCCUUCAUGCCUGCAUGAAUCUCACCACCAACGAGAUGUUCAACUACAAGCGUUAUCCAUAUUUGCGGGAUAAGCGUGGUCGCUAUCAGAAUCCCUUCUCGCGUGGACCCGUCCUCAAUCUUUUGGAGUUCUUCGUUUGUUUGCCGGAUCGAGGAGAUGACACUGAUCUGCUGCUGGAGGAUAAUAUAUGAUUAAGAAGCUAGGAGCGCGCUAAUGCUCGCCGGCGCAAGGUGCCCGUGCGUGGAUAAUAGCGAUAGUCACCGCUCCAAGGCGGCGGCGGCGACUAUGCUUUGAUUUUGCUCCAAGCUUUGUGCUUACUCCAACAAAAACCAAAAACAAAAAAGGCUCACAUUUAUUGCAAUCUAUUUUUUAUCAAUCAAUAAUUGCUAAAUCUAAAUAUUAUCCUUGCAGCAGAAUAUCAAACGUGAAGGACGAAACUUGAUUUAAAUAGAUCCCAAGAAAAAGUAUUAUUCAAGGAUUUGGGACAGAUUUAAAAACGUAUUUACUUCCAUAUAUCAUUAAAGACGACUCUGCAAGGAUAUUUAAGCUGUGGCACAGGGUGCUAUUUUUUUAAGGACUUAUUCUAAUUAGCAUAAAUAAGAAAACGCUUCUCUUGUUAU